Molecule: messenger RNA, 774 nt
Organism: Penicillium cosmopolitanum
Lineage: Eukaryota; Fungi; Ascomycota; Eurotiomycetes; Eurotiales; Aspergillaceae
Product: 18S rRNA pseudouridine methyltransferase
Exons: 3
Coding region: 1-774 (257 amino acids)
Biological process (GO): rRNA base methylation
Cellular component (GO): nucleolus; small-subunit processome
Molecular function (GO): rRNA (pseudouridine) methyltransferase activity; rRNA binding
Source: RefSeq, a predicted model, not a curated record
AUGUCCGACGACGCACAAUCCGCAGGAAAGCGAAAGCGCGCGCGUACUCAAUCGUGCCCCCCGCCCGAGCUGCCUCAACUGGUUGCGGAGCAGGCUGUUCCUAUCCCUUCGCACGAUCGGGAUACUCAACGUCUGAUCGUCAUUCUCUCCAAUGCCAGCUUGGAAACCUACCGGGCUGCAGGCCGUGCUGGGUCCAAGGAUGAGAAGUAUUCUCUGCUGAACAGCGACGAACACAUUGGUAUCAUGCGCAAGAUGAACCGCGAUAUCAGCGAGGCUCGCCCCGAUAUUACCCACCAGUGUCUCCUCACCCUCCUCGACUCCCCCGUCAACAAGGCCGGUCGCCUUCAGAUUUUCAUCCACACUGCCAAGGGUGUCCUGAUUGAGGUCAACCCUUCCGUCCGCAUUCCCCGUACUUUCAAGCGCUUCGCCGGUCUAAUGGUCCAACUGCUCCACCGCCUGUCCAUCCGCUCCACCAACUCGCAAGAGAAGCUGCUCAAGGUCAUCAAGAACCCCAUCACCGACCACCUGCCCCCGAACUGCCGCAAGGUGACCAUGAGUUUCGAGGCCCCCGUUGUCCGCACUAAGGAUUACCUUGAGUCGCUGGAUCCCAAGGAGAGUGUUGCCAUUUUCGUCGGUGCCAUGGCCAAGGGCCAUGAUGAUUUUGCCGACAGCUUUAAGGACGACACCAUCAGUAUCAGUAACUACAGUCUGAGUGCCAGUGUCGCCUGCAGUAAAUUCUGCCACGCGGCAGAGGAGGUGUGGGAUAUUCUGUGA